CGGCCGCGGGCGAUUCUGAGCACCGGUUCGCUGAGUACAACUUCUCUUCCAUGCAGCGAUGUCACGUGUGUGACAAGUUCCUCUACGGCCUCGUGCGACAGGGCCUGCAGUGCAGAGAGUGCGGCAUGUGUUGUCACCGCUUCUGCCACGCCCAGAGGCCGACUGAGUGCAAUGUCCCUGCCCUGGAGCGACUACGGCGGCCCAGCUUCACCAGCAGUCCACCUCGAGUCUUGGAAUCGGCAGCCUCCAGCUCUAUAUCCCCCCAAACCCCCGAGGACCGGCUGCGGGACGCCGAGUGGUACUGGGGGGACAUCUCUCGCGAGGAGGUCAAUGAGAAGCUCAAGGACCAGCCCGACGGGACCUUCCUGGUGCGGGACGCCUCAACGCCUGGAGACUACACGCUCACGCUCAGGAAGGGUGGUAGCAACAAGCUGAUCAAGAUCUUCCACCAGAACGGCCACUACGGCUUUGUGGACCCUUUGGAGUUCACCUCAGUGGUCAGCUUGAUCAACUGGUACCAGAGCAACUCUCUGGCCAUGUACAACAGCACGCUGGACACGAGGCUGGUGCACCCCGUCAGCCGGAACAUGGGACUGGAGAACCCAGAGAACCACCAAGACAUUGCCAAGGAGGUGGAGACCCUGGUGCGCAUCAACCGCCAGUACCUGGAGAAACGGUCGGCGUACGAUGACCUGUAUGAGCGUCACUCCCGCCUCUCUCAGGAGAUGCAGCUGAAACACCAGGCCCUGGACGCCUUCAAGGAGACGCUCAUUGUCUUCCAGGAGCAGAUGGACCUGGCACGGAGGUCCUUGCUGGAGACAGCCGGACACGACAGUCAAAAGUUGCAAGAGAAUAUGGAGCUUCUGAAAUCUCGAUUUAUGAGGAUACAGGAAAGCAAAGGUGCCCUGGAGGUUGAGUUGGAUCGCCGGUCGUCGUGGAAUCGCACGCUAAUCGGUGACAUGAACUCCAUGAAGCCAGAGAUCAAACGGUUGAACAAACAGCGAGAGCAGUGGAAGACCUGGCUGCUGGAUAGGGGGAAGACUCAGGACUUCUUGGACAACUUGUUGGAGGGACGCCGCGACAGUCAAAUGGAGGGCGCGUCUGGCGACUCUGAGCACAACGUGCCGCACUACGACGAGGCCCUCUGGCUCAUCAGUUGUCAGCGCACACAGGCAGAGUCCCUGCUGGCCGGCAAACCCGACGGGACCUUCCUGAUCCGGCCGAAGGCUGAGGAGGGCAACGUCCACGUUCUGUCCAUUGUAUGUCGAGGCACUCCGUACCACUGCCGUAUCCUUCACAGUGACACGGGCUACGGCUUUGCGGAACCCUACAACAUUUUCCCCACCCUCAAGGAGCUGGUCCUUCACUAUCACUUCACAUCGUUGGCAGAGCACAACAAUGACCUUGACAUUUGCCUUCUGCACCCCGUGCAUGCUCCCAUCACGGCGAGAGCCAACGACACAUACCUCCGCAUGCAGCAGUUGUAGCAUCGGUCAAUCGGGCCUUGAUUCCCGAUGGUUUCGUUCAUUGCCACCCAACAUAGACUGAGCAGUGGAUAGCCUCAAGCUUCCUCCCCGGAGUCGCCCAGAUUCCCGUGUGUUUGGGACUUGGUUUGCAUGCUGUUGAUACAUACAGUCAUGCUGGUUGGCUGGCCGAGUGAGUUCCCUGCUGGAGGUACGUGUUUCCCGGUGGACCCCCUGCAUGGAGCCAAGUCUCAAGAUCACAACCUUUGACCUCUCAGUCAAUCAGGAAAACUGUGAAAAGCUUUAUAUAGUUGUGUGUGUAUGUGUUUAUUCAGACGUGCAGAGAAAAUCGACCAGCCUUUGUUUUUUGGAUCCUCUCCCUCCCCCUCCUCUCUUUGCUGUCUUUGUGGUGUGGGGUUUGUACAACACACAGCAUACUGUCGGCAGUUGGCACCAGAGGCUGGAUCUGACCCUCGUGUCUGGAAUCUGCUGAGCUGGGAGGUUUGGAUCCACCUUCACCCCUGUACACACCUGUACACACCCCAAAUGUGUAUGUGAUACACUCUCAUGUGUAUGUGAUACACUCUAAUGGCCAGGGUAUGGCCACCCAGCGAUUUGAGUUUGAGAAAUAUCUUCGCUCUUUCCCCUACCUUGUACCCUGCCUGAUGUGGCAGCCUGGUUUCAUUUUUUCAGCUACCUUGCUGCUUCAAUCUGCAAUGCAGAAACAACGGUAGAAGCUCAUCAGCCUUUCUCACUCAAAAGCAACAGGAUCAGCCUGCUCUCUGGGAACGACCUGUGAAGAGUAGAGAGAGAAGUCAUCGUUGGGACACAGCAUGGUUGAUUUUAUUGCAUAGGUCUUCAGAGUAGAACCUGUGCAAGGGCACACUGCGCCGGGAAUGUUACAUAGGAAUUUCCCUGAAGCCUCACAGCUGAGAACCAUGUUUUGCAGACUUUCUGUCCAUUCUCAGUGUGAGUCCCAUGCCAAUCUCAUCCGCCUCAACACAACACAACCCAUCCCAACCCAAUCCACAACCACCCACCACUCAGCUGACGUCUUUCAGCUCAUAACCUAUUGCUGACUUGUGACCAGUACAACAUUGUAACUCGGACUUACGCUUACUGACAUUUGAUCUGGAAAUACCUGGGUUUUUUAAAUAAAAUUGUUAUUGCACACAAGGCGCGGCAAAAAUGUUUUUUGUCGUGUGUAUCGUCACUUGCAAGAGAUUUCGGGAUAUACGACGACUGCUGGUUGACCAAGCUUCUUGUCAAGCCGAACAUUCCAGCUCAUGACUUCCUUCUACCCCUGACGUGUGUUUCUUUCUUCCCCGGCCCCUCCUCCAGUGUUCUCUGUACCUUGUGAUCGUCUCUCUUCCUCAACUCGACAUGUGUUGAAGGGAAUCUCGUUGAUACUUUAAGGUUCCUUCUACUGCAUUAUUUUUCUUGUUUUUAUAUAUAGAUAUGUGUGUUCAUGUGUGUAUAGAUGUAUUUUAGGUAUAUAUAUACACACAAACAUACACACGCGGAUGACAUUAUCAAUAGGGCAUUUAUUUGUGAUCCUUCCUCCAAGGAGCAACUGGCUGAUGAUUUUCUGACACCUCCCAUGUUUGUCAGAAUGCUACAAGUUGCAUCAUUGUCUUCAAAUUUUGUUACAUUUCUGUCUCACCUCUACGGGAAGUGAGUGAUAGGGUUGGAACUGAGGCGAGACAAACGUCUGAAUGUCUUCUUGCUUCUUCUUCUUCAUGUGGAUGCUUGAAAGUAGUCAUAGUCCUGCUGGGGACACGUUUGGGCAGGAGUUUGUCAGUUUGUUGCAAAGGAUUCUUGCGCCUGCCUCUAUAAAUGAAAGUAACAAUCUCAGGGAGAAGAAUGACACCGGUUUUUGACGUUUUUCACUGGGAUUAAGCGAGACAGGUGCGUGGAGAGGAGAAUGCCUGUCUUGGAAAAGUGUUGUUUCUCGUUUUCACACAAAGUGUAGCAUAUUUUUGUACUAUUUUGCCUUUCUCCAUUGUCAUGUUAAGAAAAUCAAUAACCCUUUCUCUGCCUCAAGUGCCCAUGGUUUGGCUUGGAAAAUUGUUUUCAGUCACUGGCAGGAGCACUAUGUUGGGAGGGGGUGUGCUCAGUUGUUGCCAUCUUUUUUUUCAAAGAAACUUAUCGCGAAAUACCAGGUUUUGCUAGUGUAUUCUUAAAUGUAAGUGUUAUUCCAUGGGAAGGGGUUACUGUGGUAUGCAUUUUCUACUCGUCUUUCGCUGAGUGAAAGAUGUUGCAGGUAGGGUAGGGGAUAGAUCCGGAAGUAUCAAUGCUUGUCCAAUUAGAUUUGAACUUUUAGGACGUUCUGUUUUUAGAUUGGGUUGAACUACUAUUUGCUGCAGAAAAUGUUUUUACUCCGAAGUUUUUGGGGGUUACUGUCAGUCAAGUCAUCUCCUGUUACAAUCUCAAAUAUAAUCUUGUGUAAACUGUUGUCUUCUUGAGAAGCAAGUGUAUCAGUCACAAUAUGUCUUUACAUUAUGUUGCUACCAAUCCAACGACUUCUGGGCUUUCUGUUUGUCUCCUUCGCCCGAAAUAUAUGACCUCAUCAUAACAUUUGUCAGGUGGGCGUUGGAUGACUGCAAGUGUCUGUGUGAAUGGUUCAUAGAGAUAUGAUGGCUCUACCAGGCCUACAAGCGUGUCUAUCAUCUGAUAAAGUGUGAUGAGUCUGUGUUGGCUGAAUGUGAAAUUUUGUGUUUUGUCUGUGGAUUGGGAUGGGUGUCUAUUACUUGUACACGUAAUGUGUUCCUGUUGUUGAAUUGUACCUGUGAUGAACCCCGGUCUGAGGACAAAGAGAUUUGAACCUGUACUGUACUGUACCAUACCAACUUAUUGCACUUCAGUGGGCUUUCGAUCAACUUUCUUGUUGGAGUAAAGAAAGUCUUGGAAUAUUCUGUCAGUUGUGGGAUCAGCCACUACGCACUGCAUGCCCCUGUGCAAUUCAGAUAAUAAAUAUAUAUGGCUGAGUUGGAUGUUGACAAGUCAUAUGUCAUCAGUUUUUUUUUCAUACUGCAAGCGAAGGUUUUCUGCUAUUUGUACGUUCUGGUUGUGUAUAAGUGUUUGAGCUUGGUUUCCCCAUUUCCCUGUUUCAUUCCCGUAAGGUCGUGGUGUGUGGUCGUGUGUAUAUCCCAUGGAUUUUUUCAUCAGUUAACUGAGAAAUGUGCAAGUUGCUGUCUGUUUGUGUCACAUAUAACACUUCUCCUGGGGUCAGCAUCUGUGCCGUUAAGUGUAGUAUAAAAGGUGUACUAGAGCGCACAUUGACCGGGGGCUCUCGUGGCCUAGAGGUUAAGGUGUUGGCCUCUCAUUCAAAGGUCCCGGGUUCGAUUCCGGGUAGCGACCAAAAAAA
Messenger RNA from Aplysia californica (California sea hare), 4830 nucleotides. Its product is annotated as phosphatidylinositol 3-kinase regulatory subunit alpha. The record is from RefSeq and is a predicted model, not a curated record. Gene Ontology annotation, biological process: regulation of GTPase activity; signal transduction. NCBI's taxonomy places the organism in Eukaryota, Metazoa, Mollusca, Gastropoda, Aplysiida, Aplysiidae. Gene Ontology annotation, molecular function: GTPase activator activity; protein binding.